AUGCCGUAUCAGCUUCUUAUUCUCCGCAAAGACUGGUUUUCGGCCGAUGUGACGCCCGACAAGUUCCAGGUCUUGCUGCAGAUUCUCAACAAAGGAUACGCCAAACCCAUGGCCCAAUAUGGCCUCAUUGAGUCUCUACGGAUUAAGUACCACCAGAAUUUUCUAAAAGACCUCCAACUUGAUCCGGCCUCUGUGGCAAAUCAAGACAAGGAUUUUGCCAUCAUGAUUCUCGUGGGCUCAAAGUCGGACUUCAAAAGGCUAGAGGCACACGCAGGCUACAUCCGUCGGUUCAACCCGGAAAUAUAUCCCUUAUCUGGCCUGAGCGACUCGGAUAUCCCCAUGGAAUUGGCCUCGGAAUUCGGCCCGCUCACUGCCGAAAACGUGGAGCACGUGACGUUGGCCCCCUCGGCCCGGAUUGAUGUCGAUGUUGCCGACCGUGUAUUGGCCACAGUGGGCCUCAAGACAUACCAGGAUGAUGGAUACUUUUCUGACUCGGACUUUCUGGCGGAUACAAAGCACUAUGAAAUCACGGGACUCACGUCUUUCAUGCGCGGCACCGGCUCGGGGAUCAUAAACCACGUAAUCCGCCUGUUUUUCUUCUCAAAACCAUCAUUCUUGAAGCCGGAGCACGUGCUGAAAACCGUAUUACAUGCUAUUGUGAUCAAGGAGCACGAGCUUGUACCGUUUUACCAAAAGGCUUUCGGUUUUGUGCCUUCCACGCAUCCUGACAUUUUGAUAAAGAUGGCUGGCUCGGAGUCGCCGUUGGAGGACGGAAUCAAAGCAUCCCGGGAUUUCAGUAUCACGUUCAUGCGCAAGGAAAUUUUUAGCCAGUCAGUAGACACCUGCGUUGUGUAA
Molecule: messenger RNA, 855 nt
Organism: Metschnikowia bicuspidata var. bicuspidata NRRL YB-4993
Lineage: Eukaryota; Fungi; Ascomycota; Pichiomycetes; Serinales; Metschnikowiaceae
Exons: 1
Coding region: 1-855 (284 amino acids)
Source: RefSeq, a predicted model, not a curated record